Dermacentor albipictus is the source of this 10913-nucleotide messenger RNA. RefSeq names its product WNT inhibitory factor 1 (gene shf). Gene Ontology annotation, biological process: anatomical structure development. Gene Ontology annotation, molecular function: signaling receptor binding. Gene Ontology annotation, cellular component: extracellular region; cell surface. The record is from RefSeq and is a predicted model, not a curated record. NCBI's taxonomy places the organism in Eukaryota, Metazoa, Arthropoda, Arachnida, Ixodida, Ixodidae.
GGUCGGCCGCCGCUCAGCAUGGCCGUGCUGCUGCUGCUGCUGCUGCUGCUGGUCGCCGCCGACGCGGGACGCGUGAAGCCUAGGAACGACGACUUCUCCCUGUGGAUCGACGAGAAACAAGUGCGGGAGUUCAGCGGGUUCCCUAUGGAGAUCUUCGCCAUACUGGACGGCGUGGUGCUUCCUUAUAUCCUUGACCCGAACUUCGAGAAAUACCUGCCCGUGAUUCCCUCGGGAGUGCAGUCGGUCAACUUCACCUGGAAGGCCGGUGAGAACAAGCACUACUACUACGACUUCGACAUCUUGGAGUCCUUGGAUGGGUCGAUUCUGAAGGACCCUGUGAUAUCUAUUGAGACGAAAGGAAAAGUACCGCGCAAGGCAAAAGUGUUCCAAGUGUUCCUGCCGUGCUGGGGCAACGUCACCGGAACGGCGUCGUUCGGGAUCGGGCUUCGCAUCGAGAACGAGAAGGGGCGCUACUUGAGCGGCACGCCGCUUCGGCUGCGCCUACAGAAGCAGUGCGCCGACAACCGUCCAGACCCCGAAUGUGACCGCAAAUGCGCCAACGGAGGUCGCUGCAACGCCGCGAAGAUCUGCGAGUGUCCGAAGCGAUACAUGGGCCGCUACUGCAAGACAGCGCUGUGCUAUCCACAGUGCAUGAACGGAGGAACGUGCGUGGCCCCAGGCGUCUGCGACUGCGCCGUCGGAUACCAGGGACCGCACUGCGAAGGAGGCAUCUGUGCAGAAAAGUGCCUGAACGGGGGAAAGUGCAUCCAGAAGGAUACCUGCUCUUGCCGGCGUGGAUACUAUGGUCCCCGUUGUGAAUACAGCAAGUGCUCCAUCCCGUGCCUCAACGGCGGCCGCUGUGUUGGCGUCAACCAGUGUCGGUGUACGAGGAGCUUUGUUGGCCCGCAGUGUGCUCAUCGCAUCGACAGCACUGCGGCAGUGCAAAGGGCGGACACCACUGAUCCAAUGCUGAACAUGGAAGUACCAACUGGCUGGUGGUGUGCUCUCCAGCAUCCUCCGAAGGGCAUCGCUGCUCACGCAACAGCAGCCAGCACUGCCAGCGGCGCUGUGUUCAUGGCGUUUGCAUCCGCCACAACCGGUGUCUCUGCGACGAAGGGUUCUUUGGCCGCAGGUGCGCCAGGCGUAUACCUAGGAGAAAAGAACGUCGGAAGAAGCAGUUUGUCUGAAACCUGCUCAUUUCGAAGACCAGCGCUUGUGUGCCUUGCGAGUUCCAGGGACAACCAGCUUGACAGCACUGCCAUGCAACAGGUGGUGGGGCCAACAUCUCGAAAAGCCACUCGAUGCAGGCAUUGUGUAGAUACGCUGCACUCGUCUUCCGUGCACUCGUGAAAACUAGCAAGUUGUUCUUAUGUCGAUGCACGCACCCACUGCGUAUACUUCAGUGCAGACCACAGAAUAGACAAGGUGGUUUUGUAGUGGUUUCCAGCCAGACAGUCGGCCAAGGCGUUGCACAACAGUGGUGUGCUCCAGAUGUGCCAAGCUUAGUGUGUGCUGUGAUCCUCCUGCGAGGGCCAGGGUGCCCCAUCUAGUCCUGCCUGUUGGUGCCAGCAGUGUCCACUGUUCGACUCUGACGACUGUUCAUCGCAAACAAGCUUCGAGAAGGCAAUGUGCUCGCUCAGUUGUCUAACGUCAUGCGAGCAAAUCCUAGUUUAUGAAAUCCAACUGUGAACACUGUGGAAAAUUUUUACUGAACCGAGAAAAAAUAAAAUGGUUACCCCUUCAACUCAAGGCUGUAAUGCCCACAGAAAAAAAAAAAAGUCUAGAUAUUCAUUACUCUGUGAGGGACAUAAUAAAUGAGUGCCAACAGUGUUUCAUUUUCUUAAAAUUUCAGCAGUCAUACUGAAUGGGUGGUGCAAUCACAGACUACACAGCAUCAGCCCCAUACAGGUGUAGCUCACAUUAACUUUAUUACCCUCCUGUUGGCAUAUUUUAUGUCCAGUGAAGGCCAUCUCCAGCCACUUGCAUCAAUUACUAUAGGCCUAAUCUUAAUACACCACCCUCUGCAAGCACCCGUUACUACUUUUCCAGACAUAAUAGCCACUACUGCUGCUCCUGCGCAGCCGGCCACACUCAGUGAUGGAGCUACAAGGUUUUGCAGACCUGAUGCAUCGCAAUGUUUUCUGCAUUCAGAUAGGCUGCCACUGGAAACUCAAACUGGCAACAUUCAGCAAGAAUCAAACCACUUUCUCAAUUUGUUUCAGCUCCCUCAAUAAGGGUUGUUGCAGUACAUUUGGUCUUUCAAGAUCUUUUAUAGCAGGACAGCAGAGUGCUUGCCAUUUGUUUGCCUCAGUUUUACUGCUUCAGCCUCGGCCUUUGGUCGCACGUGGUUCUUCGUUAUGAUCCAAGAUAACUUUGAAAAACGGCAAGGAUUCUACAAGUUACAUUAUUCCAGGCACUGGCAUUACAAAAUAUCGGCAAGACUGAGAGCUGCCACAGCAUCAGUCAUUAAGCUGCACAUUAGACUGGCCUUACCAGAAAUCGUACCUACAGGCACUGUGCAUCCAUUGUAGAGCACCACCAGUGAAAUCAUUCAUGGCAUUUGAAGCAGAGGAAAACUUGUUGGGCGAGUUGGUGCAUAUUAGCAAACAGUUUCAUAACUGCGCGAACAAACGACCACAAAGAGAGCGCACAAGGACAGACGGAUCACGUUUUUUACGGCCAAGACGCACAAAGAGGAUAUGCUCUUCCAGUCCAUCGUGAGUGAAAGAGGAACUUGGCAGUACGAUGUAAGCAGAUUUUUGCAGAAGUGUUUGUCGUACCUUGAAGUGAGCGACCCAUUUGAAACAAAAAACUUGGAAGCUGUUACUAAGUUCAUGCAGUCGAAUGGCGACAUUGGCCUUGCCUUUUCCAUUGGCAUAGAACAUUUGUUUUAUUCUCUGCAUCUGUCCUUGUGUGUUCUCUCUCUGUGGUUGUUUGUUUGCGCAGUUACAAAACUGUUUGCUAAGCAGAGAAAGCAUGGCACCAUGUGUACCUUCAGAUGCAGUUUUAAAAUGCUGAUUUUUUCUGCAACAAAAUAAAAAAAUGCUAAAUUUAUGCCUCACUUUUUCUCCUGAAUCAACGCAAAUACAGUCGAACCUUGCUAUCACGCAAGUUGUACUCAGAGCACAAAAAAUUUGGUUAAAUCGUGAAUUUUGUUCAGUUGUUUUUGAAGUCUCAGCAGUAAUAAUUAUUUCACAGAUUUCCAGAACAUUCCUGAUAGAUAAUGCCUUCGCAGUAGGCACUUCAACAAAUCACAAAAAGGUUGGGCUAUAAAAGCGCGGUCAUGAGCGCCGGUGCAUGCAGUCGCACCAGGAGCAGUGCAUCGGCAUGGCUGAUGGCACCUGAGAUUUGCGUGUUUCGCAUUGCGCAGCGACGUACAUUUUGGAUGCCAUGGCUGACAGCGCUCAGUACCUGGAGCCAUAAUCAGAUGACACCCACAUUUUAAAAAUAAAAGCGUACAAAGAUGACAAUAUUCGCAAAAAGGCGCACUUCAGCGUGAAAGGCAAAGCAUUGAUUGCAACAGCAAAUCAUUAGACAGCUAUACGCAGUAAGGUCGGCAAUUUCAUCGGCUGUAUAAAGUGCUGUGAACAUAAACCAACCAACUAAAUAGGCAAGCACGGUGUCACAUGUGCAGAAGUAAGCAUAAACGAGCAACUCUGGCAAUUUUCGAUGUCCACUGAUCUUAAUAAAAUGUUGAAUAUGUGUUCUUUUUUAACUCCGAUUAUCAGUGCCUAACUAAAUGGCUGCAAGUCAUUUAGUUUUCCUGAAAAUUAAUUUUAAAGAUUGAUUGCAUUCCCAACUCAUGAUUAUUUACUGGCCACCCUGCGUUUAUGACAGAGACUACACUGCCACUGUCACUCAUAUCGUCGCUUAAAUCGCCGCCGUCUAAUUCGGAAAGUCUGUCAAAGUUCCCUUUGUCGUCAGCAGAUAUCUGCUCCGCUUCUUUGGCGUUAGCACCACCUGUUUUGCAUUUUUAGCAUGCAUUCUGCGUGUUUACAUUAUGGUGGUGUAGGAUCAGAUGUCAGUGACUCAUCGUGAUGUCACGUGAAGCAGCUACCCGUAUCGAUUUUAGUAUCUCAUUUAUUGCUUAUUUAAGAUUAUUGAUGAAUUUCUAAGCAAACUGAACCACCCUGCCAGUGACAGUACUGUCAAUGCCUUUUGAAGAUGACAAUAUCCUAACAUGGUUAAGAAAACGCCGGAGUUGCCCUUUAAUACAUCUCAAUCAAUGACCACAGAUACUCGUGCUUGGGACACUGGCAUGAUGAAGAGCAACAGCAACAGUGAGCGAAUUCGCAUUCGUGCUGCCUGUCGGUUCAACAUGAACUCGGCAUACAACAACACAGUGCACACCAAGCUUUUCCUGGUCGGCUAGCCUUCGAAUCCAACGCAGAUUACUUCCAAGACGCACGCUACUCUGACCUCCCCCAUCUCCCAGCACACAUGUCCCUGCUCCUCUUUGCUUUGCGCCUGCAAAACAGUUGGCACGCACUUCCUAGUGAGCGCAAGAUGACGACGCUACACCAAGCCACCAUCUUUCUCUGCUCACCCUUGCAUGCCUUCCCUCGUGCCUAUAGCACAAGGUGUACGGCUACUAUCUUAUCGCACUUGGGCUUUGUACGGAACAUCAUGGAGAUGAAGACAGCGGAAAUUUGCUGGUGUGUCCAUAUAAUCGCAAUAAAUAUAAUGCAGUUUUGCCAGAAAGGUGGAACAUUGAUGACGGUAUAGCAAAAUCUAGACGAAGUGAUGUUCGUAGCUUCAUCGGUGUCACAUGCGCUCAGGCAAAUGUGAACAGAUCUCGGUUCUCAGAUCUAUCACAAAGCCUCCCUAGUGCAUGUUGAUACCAUGCGUUCACCUCACCCUUUACGUCGAAGCUGAAGGAAAUUGCAGCUCUCUGAGAAAGUUGGCCAACAAUGUAACAAGUGGCACAGCAGUUUCCCAAUUGCCGCACCCCGGCACGGUUGCUUCAACGGCAUCAUUGCCAGUACAAAUUUUCAUGCAAAAGGAGGCUUGCAAAUAACUUCUGCCUCGGCUGACAUUUUUAUGCUCGUCUGCUACAUUUACCAGCCAUACAGGCUUCAAGUGAAACGACCGAAAACUUUGCUAAACUGAAACUGUGCGAUGAAAUUACUUUAACUUGCAAAAAAAUACACGGUUUACUAUGAAGCUAAGAUCGAGAAAUGAAAAUAGUUCAUUACAUCCUAAAUUUCACUGAAUCUAGGUUCAUUACAUCAAGGUUAGACCGUAUUCUUUCAUUAGUGUAACUUCAUUUGGCAUUUCUUCAAACAUUCAUAAAAAGACUGCUUAUGCUUGGGAUAAGAAUGAAUCUAGCACCACUGAAGCAUUUAUGGUGCAAACAAACAUGACCAAUGAUGAUUCUUUCAGAAUGUGAGAUCAAAGGAUCACUAAAGCUCAGUUUGUUCUCAAAUUUUUCACUAAGUCUAUGCAUCUCACUGUCUACUGUGAGAUUAGACUUGGCAUAAUAACCUUCAAUGGCUACCCUGACCAGAACAGCAUGCACUACUUUGCAUUACCACAGAAAGAACAAGAUCAUGACUACUGUAAAUAAUUAAUGCCAGACACAAGUGGCAAAAUCGGCCUACAUUUUCCUGACUAACUGCAUUGGCGAGACUCAAAGGACCUCUUUUCAUGUGUGACCAUGCAUACUGCGACACAAGAAAAUAUGUUCCGCCUGUGUAUGUUCAAAAACAACUGAUAUGUCAUUGAAGCAUGAUAAGGCUUAAGAAAUUACAUUGCAAGUCUGCGUUAUAGGUAUGCAUGCACGAGAUGUUGAACUGCUCUCCGAAUUUUCCACUGUCAAAUUAUUCUUCAAGGCACCUCGAUCUUCAAGUCUUGAAUUGUGUAGCCACUAGCUUUUUACUCUUUAAAGGGCGCCUCACCAGGUCUGGCCAUUUUGUCUUGACAAAUGCAACACAUACAAUGCAUGCUAAUGAUUAUGUCUGCUAAGUAUUACAUCCCUACGUGCCAUAGAAAGAGCUUAAAUUUCAAACGAAACGCCCUUCUCGUUGUGGGUGUUGCGCUCCCAGCCAGUGAGAGUAGACGUAUAUUGAACAAGUGCCUCUGCUUACAUGGCAGUGUUGCGACGUAGCUCAUGGCGACAUGCGACUUCGAAAAUUAUUCAAGGCAACAUCAGUUAUUUGUUUAUUCUGUUGCUUCAAUAGAUGAAUUAAAGUUUAGAAAAAUAAUAAGACAUACAAAUCAAAUGUCUGCGUGCUUUUGGUUCAAUUCGUACCAUAGCAAGAGAAAUGUACUUUUGUGUCAUCUGCUUGUUCCCACAUCAUGCAGUUGUGUGUGCAGAUAACGAAACUAUAUGCCCUUUUCAACCAGGUACCAGUGCACGAUCAUGCACUCACACCUGCCUCAUUGCUCAUGAUUGUUGCACUGGUCAUGUGUUCUCGUGUAGAGCGCACAAAACUGUCCGCAGCACAUGGGACAAAUGCAAUAGCUUUUGUGCAAGACUGUCACCGGAAGUGCGCUACGAAGCAAAAAUGCGAGACAAAAAAAAAAAAUAAGAGGAAGGCUGUGGCAGUAUUGACAAGCUGCGACGAUCGUGUGACGUAUUCGUCACACGAUCCUCUGGCUCCGGUAUGGGACAACGCAGGGAAGGAAUUUUGCUUGCGGAGAGUAGACCGUGUGACGUAUUCGUCACACGAUCCUCUGGCUCCGGUAUGGGACAACGCAGGGAAGGAAUUUUGCUUGCAGAGAGUAGACGGACCAAGUGGAGCAGUGUCUGUUGGCGGUGAUGCUCGCCUUCUGAAAUCACAAGUUCGCUCCACUUUAAAUAUUUCUAUCCCUGCUAUUAAGAAAUUAAUCUGAAAUAUUGUUGUGGUAGAACACUUCUCAGAGGGCACAUAACUUCCAGCGUAUAACCAAAAUUUGCUAUGUGGCCUGGUGAGGAGCCCUUUAAGAUGCACAAAAUCGCUAAAGAUACAAACUACUUAGACACAGCAGCAUAAAACCCUUACUGUGCCAUGCAGCCAGCAGUUCAUCCAUGAAGAGUUGCCUGCUUUUCAUAGCAGAAAUAAAAUUGCUACACGGCAGGUAUAGUCAAGACAUUUGGUGGCACUUGGGUAUAUAAUUGAAACUGCCAAGAGCCUUUGUAGUGGCACUGCACUAUUUUCUUUUGUUCAAUGCCCACUUGAAGGGGCCCUGAAACACUUCUCAAAGUAAUGAUAGAAUUGCCAUACUAUUGAAGCAUGUCAUCCCAUCAAUGUGCUGCAAAAUUUUUUCGAAUUCUCUAGUUAUAAGUUGAGUUAUCUCACCAAUAUCUGGCUUUCUCUCUGCCUCCACUAGUGCGGUGUGGAAGCUACACAGCGGAGAAAACAGGAGGGCAAAGCCCCACCCAAAAGUGCACGUCACGACAGCAAAAGGACUCGUUGUGGACAUUUCGUGAUGGUGGGCUACGUUAUGCUGCACGCUGCUGUUAUUUCGGAGGCCAUGCAUAGCAGGUGCAGCUACACACAAUUGUCUUGUGCAGAACAGCAGUGCGUUGAUAAAAGGAUUUUUCUGUCUUCUGAGAUUACAAUGUUUCAUUUACUUAACAAUUAUCAAUAGUGUGUUACUGAGAGUGCUGUCACGACCACGCUGCUUACAGUGGUGCUGAUGACAACAUUGCGAAAGCAAACAAUUUUUUGCUUUUGCAGUGGAGCUGUAUAGGGUAGGGCACCACACACAAAAACUAUCAUCAUUAAUGGCUCGUACUCGCAUAAGCACCAAUACCCCCGUAAGGCAAAGGGUGCAAGCACUUGGCAAAGUGAAGCGCACAGUGCUGACGCUCUUUGAGAUCACGCAUCCAAAAUACAGAACAGCAUGUCUAAAACUGUCAUUGGCUGCCUCGGAGAAACCUAGUUGGGUAUAACAGAGUAUGCAUUACGAUGAGGAGGCCACGCGUGCUUACCACUCCCGAAGAGCAGCUCACAUACAAAGUGCAAUGGCGCUAACUUAAACGAUGGUGAUGCAUGGCAAGCACCACCGAAGAUUGCGCCCGAGAGGCAAACCGCAAGUGGCAGGCCAGAUGGGACGACGUGUGUCGCAAAUCAGAGAAUGCGGCGAAGAGACUCACUUUUAUAAUGACAUGGGUGAGAGAGCACCACAAGCACCCAACACACUUGGAAUGUCUGAGGGGCUGGUGGUGUGAACCACGAUGGUUACCACUUAUUAGCCGUUACUUUCAUGGCCCAAUGAUGUGGCAGACUAACCAAUACAAGUAGAGAUGCACACUCUCUGAUGCAGGCAGCAGUUUCGAAACACAAUUUUUCUGUGCUAGCAAUUUUGCUCAGCAAAUAUAAAAGUUAUUCGCUUGUAGCUCAGUGGAGAAUAACAAGCCGAGGAACCACUAAUUCCAAACAGUUUGCAAUGUAAUGCUUACGAGAAAAAUUGCCGGUUUUCUUUUCACCACAUCACUGCAGCUUGUUUCGUAUUCUGCGCAUGUUUGGAUUUUGCGUUUUUGUUGGACAUUCGGUUCUUUAUAUACAUUUGCUUAAUAAAAGCACUGGGUCUCUGUUGAGUUUAUGCUACGUUAGAUUGAAAAUUAGUCCUAACCGACUAUCCCAUGUUGCUUCAGCGUGUUAGCAGAAUGACUGAAAAAGCUCAUCAGUUUCAGUACGGGCUGUAAGCAGUUGAAAUCGGAAAGCUCACCAGUAGAUGCACCAAGCAAGGAAAGCAAGUAACAGCACGUUCAAAGAAAACCAAGGUUUUUCUAUGCACACUCGUUUUUCCUGCACUUAGUUAAAACCUACAAAUAAUUUUCCCUAUGCUUUCUUUGUUGGCUUCAUAUUAUUGUAAGUAACAAAAGUCGGGCCCCUCGGUUCCCCUUCUCGUUCAUUGCAUAGCAAAUGUCUUAGAAACUACGAUGCCUUCAGGUAGCACAAGCGGGUUUAUUGGCGAGUUGAUCUGGUAAGUUCCUGUAUUACAUCGCACCUGCACACUGCUGCCAGGAGUGGCACUGGCUUUCCAGGUCAGACCUGGUAACAAGGCACUCGUAUUCGUUCCACACUUGCAGGUUUAAAAAGCGCACAGUAGCUUAGGCGAAGUAGACACAAGCGUUAACUUGCGCUCGUCUCGCAUCUACCUUCUUUUGUCUUAUCUAAGGUGUGCACUUGUUAAACCUGCAAGUACAAACGAACUAGUCGUGCAACACAUUCUACUAAAGGGACAUCAAAAGCAAAUAUUAAAUCAACAUGAACUGUUCAAAUACCAUUCCAGAAACUUCGCAGCGCUUGUUUUGUGCCAAGGAAAGACUUCAUUUAAGAGAAAAUCACGUCUGAAGGGUCUGCACACCUUAAGCGCAAUUCAAAUCGCCUGCCCCCGACCAGGCAGUAGUGAUGUUGCACGUGCCAUCAUCGCCGUUUACUGCCGACAGUGAGUAAAAUGGCACUCGACAGACAGCGCUACUGCUUUUGGUGCAAAACCCAAAUGUGCGGCCAUGGAGAGACUGAGCCAUGGCAGAGCAUUGAAUUCGCUGCUGCAGCUGGUUUGGUCAAGUGGCGUGGACCACUCGGGCUUCCCAUGACAUCAAAUGGACAUGGAAUUCUCUGCUACUUGCAGUUUGUGCUAGUUUCGUGAGCCAGCAACAGCAGCGCAGGACAAGGCGAUAAUGAAAUUACUGAACCGUGAAAGCGCGAGUCGAGCGAAACCGAAAACUUCCGACCACCCACAUCAAGAGUAACGCCAAUGAGCUCGUCUUUUCUAAAAAUUAACCAGAAAUUGACAGGCAGCAUUUUAUUCAGUUUUGUAAUGCAAUAGAAUAUUCUAUUUAUACGAGCAGUUGAGUAGUAGUGACAUAAUUAUAACUGCCUACAUCAUCUGGCUAAUAGUUGAAUGUCCCGGGCGUGUCGCAAGUCAUGUCGUGCAUUUACUUCAAUAACUACAGCUUUGUUUGCGAUAAUAUUGAUGCUUUAGACAUUCUUGAGCAUUAAUCUAUCACUUUAGCUUCACUUAACAUUUGGCUUUAGUGUCCAUUUAAGGUAUAACGCUGCACACUAAUUUGGAGACAGUGUGUCAGUGAAUGACUGGACACGGAAUGAGUGUGCAGUCUAGUGACAGCGAGGGUGGAGUAGGUGGGUGCUGGCAAGUGUGAAGGAACACGAAAUGCAAGCGCGAGUAGAAGCGUGAAUGGUGUCCACUUAUUGUGCCUACCUAUGCUGCACAUGCAAUGUGGAAGAUGUAGAUUUGGAAGAUGUCUCCACAUUCUUUUUAUCUACAUUUCUUAAAAACAAUAAUUGAUUUCCCUUAUGCAGGAAAUCACUGAACUUCAUCAGAGUGCCGAGUUAGGUAGCCACGUGAUGAGGUUUCAAUGGGUGCCUAGUCAUUGUUGUGAGCUUGUCAAUGAACUCGCUGACAGAGAAGCAAGAUUGGCGUUCUCUUUCUCGAUGAAGGACAGAUUGCCUAGUGGCGACCUGACACCAACUCUAUGAGCAAGGCACUCAUGCAAGACCUUACAAAAACAUACGGAGCCCACGAUGACAAUAUCCAGAUGCCUACAUAUGAUCAAUCCAGAUGGUAAAUUCUGUUUGCCCCCGAUGGUUACGCAGAGCAAAACGUCAUUGCUACAAAGUAUUCGUCUGGGCGUUGCUCUCACCCACUGCUAUGCACACCUCAUCGGCCAGUCGAACAGCCCUGAUUGUGAACACUGCCAAACACCUGAAAUGCUAGAACACAUAUUGUGCAAUUGCACAGUGUAUAUUCUGGAGCAAAGGACGUUGGAAAGUUCCCUAGCCAGCGUUGGCAGGCAACCACUGUCGGAGGACGCUAUCCUCUGCCCAUGGCCUGACACUGCAACUUCAAUGUGGGCAACUGAAGCACUGUUGAAGUUUCUGCAGGACAGACGAGCGCCUUUUGUAGGGCCACUGUCUAACGUACACAAGCACUCCCCACUUCUCUCGUAGUCACCCAGG